Messenger RNA from Malania oleifera, 600 nucleotides. RefSeq lists its product as uncharacterized. The record is from RefSeq and is a predicted model, not a curated record. Lineage: Eukaryota; Viridiplantae; Streptophyta; Magnoliopsida; Santalales; Ximeniaceae. The transcript has a single exon. Gene Ontology annotation, molecular function: RNA-DNA hybrid ribonuclease activity; nucleic acid binding. The coding region runs from base 1 to 600 and encodes 199 amino acids.
AUGUUGUUCGAUGGGGCAGUCAAUGUUUGGGGACAUGGUAUAGGCGCGGUGCUCAUAUCACCAGAUGGGAAACAUUAUUCGGUGGUAGCUAAGCUCAUCUUCCCUUGCACUAAUAACAUAGCCGAAUACGAGGCAUGUAUAUUAGGUUUGCAGACCGCUUUAGAUUGGGGUGUCAAGCGACUAACAGUGAAAGGAGACUCGGCCUUGGUCAUCCACCAGCUCACCGGAGAAUGGGAAACUCGCAAUUCCAAGCUGGUACCGUAUCGAGAGUUCAUUCAAAAGAUGAUAGAAGGGUUUGACAGUAUUAGUUUCUCUCACACGCCAAGAGAAAACAACGUAAUUUCUGAUGCACUAGCCACACUGGCAGCUUUAUUCAAGGUAGAAGAAGGGGUGAGGAUCGAAACUAUUCAGAUCAGAGUACAACUCGAACCUGCCCACAGCAUGGUGAUAGAAGAGGCCGAUGGAAAACCGUGGUUUUAUGAUAUCAAAACCUACAUCCAGAAAAAUCAGUAUCCCGAAGGGGCAGCUAGUAAUGAUCGGAGGACUAUCAGAAGGUUGGCCAUGGGCUUUUUCUUAGAUGGUGAAGUCUUGUACAAAUGA